CCUAGAGUAAGAAGAGAAAAAAUGAUGAAGACAUCAAGUUUUGACAAUAAUGGAGUGAAGAAAGGUGCAUGGAGUGAAGAUGAAGACAACAAACUAAGAGCCUAUAUCCAAAGAUAUGGCCACUGGAACUGGCGUUUACUUCCUAAGUUUGCUGGCUUAUCUAGAAGUGGGAAGAGUUGCCGGCUGCGAUGGGUGAAUUAUCUUCGCCCAGACAUAAAACAUGGAAAUUUUACAAAAGAAGAAGAAGAUCUCAUCCUUAAGUUACACAAGAAGCUUGGUAACAAAUGGUCAGAAAUGGCUGCAUAUUUACCAGGGAGAAGUGAUAAUGAAAUAAAAAAUCGUUGGCACACACAUUUGAAGAAACGAGCUAAAAAGGACCGAGAGGUCAUAGAAAGUGAACCUGUCCGAACCGUCCAGCCUGAUCAAGCUACCACUAAAGAAAACCUUGUCCGAAAUUCAGAUUUAGAAUUUCAACAAGAUAUUGAAGUUUUAUUAGCCGAAUCACCACUAUCUUCUUCAAGCACCAACUUAUCAUCAUAUUGGUUUAGUGGCUUUGAUUCAUCAGGUUCAACUUCAAGUGAUGAUAUUCUAAAACUAGCUAAUUACACACCAGCAGAAACUUUCUGGACCGAGCCUUUUCUACCAGACAAUAUUGAUAUAAUCGAGUCAUCAAGCGAUAAGUUAUUGGUACCUUCGGAUUUAGUCUACCCAGUUUCUGGCCAAGAAAUGAUUAUGUCCGAUGAGUUUUUAUGGUCAUCCAUGGAUUCAUAUAUUGAAUAUAAUGACAAGUUUAUAGACUGAAGACCAAAUCGAAUAUGUGACUUUUAUUAUAAAUAUUGUUAUGGAGUUACCAAUGCCAUUGUAAUUGGAUUUGGUGAAAUUUACUCCAAAAAAUACAUUGCUACAAAUCUCAACCAUCUGUUCAACCUUACUAAUGUGGAUCUGUAUUUGCAACCAAUUCCAGCAAUUAUCAAUUUGAUUCUUUGUUGGGGUUCAAA
Helianthus annuus (common sunflower) is the source of this 998-nucleotide messenger RNA. RefSeq names its product transcription factor MYB13. The coding region runs from base 22 to 801 and encodes 259 amino acids. NCBI's taxonomy places the organism in Eukaryota, Viridiplantae, Streptophyta, Magnoliopsida, Asterales, Asteraceae. The transcript is spliced from 3 exons. The record is from RefSeq and is a predicted model, not a curated record.